AUGAACCGACGACCGUCAACAGCAGGGCUCCGCGGCGAAAUGGCGAGCUUUCUUCAUAUGCUCAAUAGAAUUUUAAAUGAGCAUCGAAUGCAGCACAUAAAAAGCUAUCGGCUAACAAUAUUAUGUGAGCUGGUGCGUCGGAAAGCCAGUUGCGGAGUUCCUUGUAUGGUGAAACGAGUUCGUCUGGAGUCCCACACGUUUCGACUUUUUGCUGAUGCAAGCGCUAGGGCAUCUUCGGCUCACGUAACUUGGAACUUCGACGUUCACACGUCCUUAAGGAUCGAAGAAGCGGUUGGGGCUCAUGUUAUUCUGGACAGGGUAUGGUAA
This is a messenger RNA of Leptosia nina, 327 nucleotides long. Lineage: Eukaryota; Metazoa; Arthropoda; Insecta; Lepidoptera; Pieridae. The record is from the annotation of a GenBank genome assembly.